ACUUUACUCCUGAGCUUGCAGGCUGCCUGGUCUACAGAAUACGUUGAAGUUAAAUGAUCAUCCAACAAAUAAGACAGGACAACAGUUUGCUCUCAGGCAAUACAUGCUUUAGCUUAUACUUAUAAUUUCCAAUGAUGUAGGUGUAGUACCAGCUCCAUUUUGGGCUGCCGGGUCCUAUUCCUGUCGGUCUAUUGUGUGGAUGGAUGGAAAGCUGUAUAGGGGGAGGAGGAGGUGAGGGCGAACCGAACAGAUAAGAGAACUGGCUUAUUUGCUCGCCGCUGCCUGUAGCCCAUAUUUUACAAGAGUCAACCUAGGGGUCUUGUCGUCUGUGUUACAGGCCAAAGACAACGAUAUCACAGCUCGGGAGCUACCGAGAGGACGGUAGCAUGAUAGUCGUGGAAAGGAAGAAACGGACGGAAGAGGGCCCGUAUCUGAAUUUUACUUUGCCUUCGCCGAAUUCAUUGAGUCGGUAACCAGCGUCCGACAUGGGGAAGGAGGUAAACGGUGUUUCGCGGAGUCGGUUUGAGGUGAGUCGACCAUCAGUGUUAACUGACAGCUAUUGACUCAUUUUUAGUGUAGCUUUAAAAGAUAUUAUGGUAAGGGCCUACAUCACCACUGUCGCUGUCUAUAAUAAAAACUGCGCUUAUAUUGAGGUUGUUGAUGCAGCUCUUCCGCAGUCAAUGUUUGGGAUUAGGUCAAACGCUGUUGUUUUGUUCUUACAACCUAUAGCCUAGGCCUGACUCGUUAUUCAGUGAAGGAAACAGCUCGUCAUGUUACACACAGCCUGUCGUGAUGUUUAAUUGUAAAUGGAGAUACUUAUAGGUCCUGAUAUGUUGUUCUCCUUCUCAUAUGCGCCGUCAAAACAAAGACACCGAGGCUAACGUUACAGAGCACGUCGAGGACAGCCCCACCGCCGCACAUUCGCAUAUUUCUCAGGAUAGGAACUUGUUGACUAUUAUUCCGAUAGUAUAGCUCGCUAUAUUUCAAUGGGAUGACAUAUUUUAAUACUUUUGUUGGCUUAUCUGCCGCGUUGGAUAAUAUCAAUGCAUGGCCGCUGCGCUUGAGGGGGCCUUGGGUUGUGACUACAUGCACCCCGUGUUAGCACAGAACUUUGAACAAAUAGGCCGAAGCUACUACGGUGUAACACACGCCACAACCCACGGGAUAAUGAUAGGAUAGGAGCAGCGUGUGGACGCACAUAUUCUGCAGUGUAGGUCUACAUGAUAUGCUAUUUACUUUGUUUAUUCGCCGUAAGCAUAGCUAGAUAUUUUUUGUGAAAACUUGUCUUGGAAUACCAUGUAUCCGGUCAGUGACAUUGGGCUGUGCAGCCUGAGCACUUGGUGUUGUUUAAUCCCCAGCUAGCGUGGGAUUUGUGUCUGGUUUUAUUUAUUUUUAACGGUGCAACAGCUGACGACUCAGAAGAUUCAGCCGUUACCUUCUGGCCCGACAGCUGCGGUCGAGCUGCCUGUCAAGUUAGUUCUAUGGCGAAAACGAAAACAGCGGAAAUGGCACGACCCCGCCUUCAGAAUAAAGUUAACGCGCAUGUCAGAGCUCAUAUCGGGAAGACCUAUUUUUGCGAAGUGACAGGCUUCCUACAAUUGAUGAAUGAGAAAGGACGUAAUGUUGUCUUAUAAUUCAAGAUUCCUUAUGUGGUGGUUAGUGUUGGUUAAAAACAUUUUUUAUCAUUAUCAUAUACUGGAGUCAUAAAGUGACGAGAAUUCAUUAGAAAUGACCUAUUUAUUUGCUCAUCUGUAAUGGUUUAUUUGUUUGUCAUCCGAUAUUCCUCUUAAAUGACAUAUUACAGUUGAAAACAGUUGCCUUGUUGGAUACUUGAUAUUUGAAGAUGAUAUAAGCAACUUCUGUAAGUAUAAUUUUCUGCAAGACUUUUAUUUUGAUAGGCCUUACCGGAAAUCACCUCUUAGGUUUGUUUUGACUCCACUGCUCUGCGGUAGAUACUGAUCUGUUGUAUACCAGCCCGAGACAAAAGACUACAGCAGUGGGAAAAGAAGAGAAAUAAUAAUGAAGCCCAACUCUUUUUCACAUGAAAGGAAUAUGUAAAUUAUGACUUUUAAGAUGAUUGAUUGUCAAUUUAAUUAUUUAUAAUUGGGUGUAUGGCUGUAAAAUAUGUAUAAGCAAAAGGCGAAAACCUAUAACCAAUGAAGUGCAGUCUUUACUGCUGGCUUGUCCCUCUGGGUAUUUGAUUAAUCACUUGUCCUUAAACACAUCCACGUUUGCAACGAAGGAUAGACUGAGUAUCUGAGCCCAAUCAAGCCAUCUGUUUGAUGUCAGUUCUUUAUGUGUAUCUCAGUUUAAUGUCUUACUGAUCUAAGUCAAUCAAAGGUUAGGGUCUUUCAAGGACCAACAUGAAACAGUUUUUCUAAAAAUAAUAUCCCAUAUUGUUUGCUUUACAAUGAUCUCUAGCUUGAGGUUACAGCUCACCCAGCUUUUACCUCCUGCCAGGCCUGCUUCACUGGCUAUAGCUGACCAGUGGAGAAAACAUAAUGCUCACAUUCAUGCAGCAUCAGGUUCAUUUCAUGUUAGAGUACAAAAGGGGACAGUGUAUGCCCGUCGACCAUGCGCAUCUGGUUCUUUGGAAAUGGCUCUGGAUUAUUUGGCCUGAGAGUUGUGCUGUUGAAGGCGAGCUGUCAGAGUCAAUUUGCCCCAAAUCCAAAUGCGAAAAUGUCUGUCCCUUCUUACUCCUUCAAAAUUUUACACGUCUGCGCUGGCAGGCAGUCCCUGAAUAGACAGCUGUGUGUGUGUGUGUGUGUGUGUGUGUGUGUGUGUGUGUGUGUGUGUGUGUGUGUGUGUGUGUGUGUGUGUGUGUGUGUGUGUGUGUGUGUGUGUGUGUGUGUGGGUGGGUGUGUGUGUGUGUGUGUGUGUGUGUGUAGAGGUUGUAUGUUUAUCAAAGGGACACAGAGAAGCUUUGACCAAGAGCUGACUAGAAUUUUAAACAGGUAAAUCUGACAGUUUUCUUUUGUUUUGUUUUUUUUUUGUUUGUUUUUUUUGUGAACUGCUGAUGUUUUCUUAAAUGUAUACGUAAGUCCAACAAAAUAAGUCACUAUCACAAAUGUUGCUAGCUGUGACAACCACAAUUUUAUUGGGCCGGAGUAUACUCUGUCAGGACCACUUAUUGCUUCUUUUAUUAAUAAUAAGCAAAUUAGCAUUUUAGUUACUUUGAAUCAUGAAUGCUACACAUUUGUACAGAAGUGCAGAUAAGGACUUGCAGAUCACAUGUUGGUCUCGUCACAGACUUUUUAUGCGCACACUGAAGCCCCCACCCCUUGAUUACCCCUUCCCAGGGUUAGAUUUAUCUUCCUAAAUCUGUGGAAGAAAAAGGAUUGGGCCAGAUGUUGCUUCACCCAUCUUGUUGUGACUGCAUGACUCCUGUUAUUUAUCAUUGUCUUGACAUGUAUGAUUUUCAAGACGUUAUGGACAACACAGGCCCUGAAUAACUGGGGGGUGUCUGUAUCUAAGUAGCUUUAUAAAGUCUCAUGUACUGUCUCUUUGUGCACUGAGGCCACUUCUGUGGAUUAUAGGCCAGUGUCUGUGCUCACAAGUCAUGCAAUUAUUUCUGUGAAAUGCAUUAGCUGUUCACAGAAGCGGGGGUGGAUUUUUUGGAGAGUCACAGAAGAUAUGUUGUAACUGACUGCAACAAUCUUUACCCUAGCACAUGCUAGUGUAAACAAACUAACCGUGUAAACAGCCUCUGAAAAACAUAUGUGAAGAGCAGAUAUCACAAUAGUAGAGGCCAUUGCAGUUCUGAAGUCCCUACAAAGUCCCAUCCAGCUGAUUACUUUCACAAAACACAAAAUUCAGUCCGAUGUGCUGCUUUGUCUUCUGUCCCCCUUUGUGUUUUCCAAGACCUGACUGAAUCAAUCUCAGAUUAGCAGAUUAUCAUAAUUUGUCCUUGCUUCAUUAUUGGGGCUGUCCUUGACUUAGGUUAGUAGUCAACGGAACCCCCCAUCCAUCUUACAACAGCCUGCAAAAACUAAUAUUAUCCCUCUGUUCUUUUUCAGAUGUUCACAAACAGCGAUGAGGCAGUCAUCAAUAAGAAGCUGCCUAAGGAGCUUUUGCUACGGUGAGUGACAUUUCAAAACACUUCGCUCAGACCGUCUGCUGGUUUAUACUUCACAAGCAAGGCUGGCAUGUUGCCCUACUGCACACUCCUUUCAUUUGCCCAUGAUCAGCACAUCCAAUCAUACACAGAAGCACCGCUGGCCUUGCUCCACCCUUCUCCCUCUCCAGCCCUCAGACACAGACACAUAUCCAGACUGUCCAUCUCACAGUCCUAGUGACUACUGUAUGCUUGCCAUAAUACAAACAUUUGAACUUACUAACCACCAGGAUGCCAGCAUCCCCUUCCUCUCCACCCUUCUCUGCUUCCUUGAUGCUAGGACUGUAAUUAAAUACAGAUGCCUGAAGCAAGAAAGCAAUCACAUUGAUUGAGGUUAAAAAAACAAACACAGAAGCCCUUGAGCAAACAGAAAAUGAAGGUCAUAACUCAAGCUUUGGCCUCGCUAGCCAAGUCGCCUCCUCUGUGGCUGCUGACUCUGUACAGCCUGGCUGUGUUCAGCGCUCUGAUUUGUGAGGCUGGCAGGCUGUGCUGGGAGCUACUGUGUCCCCACUCCAGUCCUAACUUAGCUUUUUGCUUUAUUAAGGCUAAUCUGGUAAGUUUACAGCUCUGCUCUUUGGAAAACAGAUCAUGUGUCUUCUCUACCAGGAUCCCACUUUGAGUAAACACGACUAUCCAUCCGACUGACAUCCUAGGACAAUAUUAGCUGUUUUGCUUGUGCAGGGAAGCAGAUGCAGGGCUGAGUCAAGGGGGCGGGUCUAGUGUUAAGAGAAAGCUUCUGGUAGUGAGGAUCAGGGUCUCUGAACCAAACCAUCCCUGUCUUUCUUCCAGAAUCUUCUCCUUUCUGGAUGUGGUGACACUCUGUCGCUGUGCCCAGGUCUCACGGGUGAGUCUGUGUUCACAAGGUGUGUGUAUGCAUGUGUGUGUGACUGUUCCUGUUUGUCUCUGUGUUUAUAAGUGUGUGUUCUCAAUGUGGUUGUUGUAUGACACAAAAAGCCAUGACCCUUAAUGUCAUUUUCUCCCUCUCUGCUCUCAGUCCUGGAACGUACUGGCCUUGGAUGGCAGCAACUGGCAACGGAUUGACCUCUUUGACUUUCAGAGGGAUAUUGAGGUGAGAAAAUCUAAUCACAUUUUACUCUACUCUUGCCUGUAGCUUAAAUAUUUGAUGGGAGCAGAGGACACAAUCUGACAGACUUGAGUUCUUUCUUUUUCUUUUUUUGCAGGGCCGGGUGGUGGAGAACAUCUCAAAGCGAUGUGGAGGGUUCCUUAGGAAGCUGAGCCUACGAGGUUGCCUGGGUGUUGGUGACAGUGCCCUGAGGUGAGUUUGGCAAGACUUAGCCUGACAGCAAAUCGAUUUUAGAUCCAGGUGAGGCUGAGCUUUGACUACCACCACAUAAAUAUUAAUGUCUUUUUCCUGCAGGACUUUCUCGCAGAACUGCAGAAACAUUGAGCUGCUUAGUCUAAAUGGCUGCACCAAGAUCACAGACAGGUAUGUGCACUGUUCCUUUCAAUACAGAUGCAACAGAAGACCUUUUCCUCUUCGCUAAAGCACUUAUUGUCUCUCUCCUCUCAGCACAUGUAAUAGCCUCAGUAAGUUCUGUCCAAAGCUGAAGCACCUGGACCUUGCCUCCUGUACCUCAAUCACAAACCUGUCGCUCAAAGCUCUCAGGUGUGUGAGCUUAAAUCUGUCAAUUUCCUUCUCUAAACAUUCAUAAUCGUAGAAAUGUUUACAGUCACAUGAUAAUGUACAGUACAUCAGGGCAGUUCUCCAGUUCUGGGUUCUUUUCAUUCUCUCUCCCCCCAUUGCUGAUUUUAACUUCUUGUUGUCUGCCCACCUCUUGUCAUGUCCUUUUUCUUAUUUCCUGCUGUCAGUGAGGGUUGUCCCCUGCUAGAGCAGCUCAACAUCUCCUGGUGUGAUCAAGUCACAAAGGAUGGCAUCCAGGCCCUGGUGCGUUCAUGCCCUGGACUGAAAGGCCUUUUUCUCAAGGGAUGCACACAGGUACAGCUUGUGACUUGGUAGUUCCAGUUUAGCUCUUGCUGCAACUGCAAAAUAAAGCAGACCAAACACACUUUAAAGAAGCUCAUCAAGGGCCAUCCUGUUAUGUUAACAGUCAAAAGUGCAGUGUGUAAGAAGCAGGAGGAUUCACAGGUCAGCAAUUCAAAUACAGGAGUACGGAAGCAUUCACUUACAGGAAGAAAAAAAAAAAGGAAACUGUUUUUUUUUUCUUUGCUGUUUUUCUGACUAAUUUUUUUUUUCUGUGUUUCGGGCUAAAUCUUUUUUUCUGUUUUUUUGUACUAAAUUUUUUUUCCCCCUCUUCUGUUUUUCUGACAAAUUUUUGUUGUUUUUUUUAUUUUUUUUUCUUUUUUCUGUUUUUUGGACUAAUUUUUUUCUUCAGUUUUUUUUUUACCCAUAUUUUUUCCCCUUUUUCUGUUGUUUGUACAAAAUUUUAUUCUGUUUUUUGUACCAUUUAUUUUCAUCUUUCUAUUUUUCUGACUAUUUUUUUUCCCUGACUAAACGAGAUACUUCAAAAUCCUGCGAGAAUCUCAAACAAUCUGAUAACUUUAACCACUGCUGCUGCUCCAGAUCAGGGGAUUCUCCAGCUCCUAGAUAGCUGCGACUACGGGGUCAAUGAGAGUGAAUCCUGAAGUGCCUGCGCAAAGUAGAAAAAUUUACAAUGAUUCCGUCUAUUGACUUCAAGAAAGGAGUAUCUCUUAGUGAAUCAAACCCAAAAGAAAAUAAAACUUGAUUAAACUAAACAAGUGGGCCAUGUUUGCUUCCAAUAAAUCAAGCAGAGGGGGAUGAAAGUGUCUGUUUUGAAAUGAUCAGGAUCCCAAUGAAUAGAAAAAACAAUUAGUCUAAAAAACAAACAAACAAAAAUUAGUGUGAAAAACAGAAAAGAAAAAAAAAAUUGUAUGAAAACUGAACAGAAAAAAUUACUCUAAAAAACAGAGCUUUUUUUUUUUGGUGAAUGCAAUAGGCUUCUGUACAGGAGCACAGCAAACCUCUCAGUAAUAAUGAUAUCAGUGAAAUCUUGUUAUUUAAGAGGCUGCAAACUGUUUUUCAAUGCUUGUUCAUUGUAUGUCUAGUAGAUUACAUUUAGAACGACACUUCAUUUUUCAAUUUAGGAAAAGAGUUGUUUUUUUUUGCAAUCAAGCUGAGUUUGUCAAAAAGUACAAGUAUUUAGACAGUCGAAUUAAGUUGAACAUAAAACCGUGUUUUCACUUCUGUAAAGGCUUGUCUCCAUCUCUUCCACAGCUAGAGGAUGAGGCUCUAAAGCAUAUCGGGGCUCACUGUCCAGAGCUGGUCACACUCAACUUGCAAACAUGCUCAGUAAGUAAUACUGUCAAAGUCUAGAGAAAGAACAAUAUGAUUGUUUUGGAAUUGCAGUGAAACUCUGUCAGCGUAUUUUCCUUUGUGAAUGAAAACUUUAUUUGUGAUUAUUUUUCUACACUAUAGAAUCAUUAAAAUAUUUGCCGAUGGGCUUUAAGUACAUAAUUCAAACCCAUUUAUUUUGUCUACUUCUUCUUCACAGUGUUUCUCUAGCCACCUUUAAAAAAGAAAAGAUACUUGAAGACAUAUCUCUAAUACACUCAGGUGCAAGGUGUGAAUCUCUUUCAGCUUUUGCAUUGAUAACUUUGUAUGCAAAACUGCAACUCAAUCUAGGAAGAGUCGCCAUGUUUCCACAGCAUGAUGAAUUUAUGAAAUAUUAGUUUAAUACUGCACAUACAAUUCUUUUUUUGUGCAUAUUUUAUAGCAUUUUCACCAUGUGUACAUCCACCAGUAUAUAACACAAAUAUAAACUCAUAAAGCUGUACACUACAAGAUUUUAAACAAAAACAUAAAUAUAAAUUCAUACAAUACACUUGUGCUUACAAGAAUUUGCAGAACAAAGAUUUGUCAUAAACCAACAACAAUGCUAAGCCAGAGACACGUUCAUGGAGUGAUAUAGAUAAGUGACAAUUUCAGAAUAUUUUAGGCCUGACUUUUGCUACAGGCUCCCUGUUUUGUUUUGUUUUGUUUUUUUCCUUUCAGUAUGUCCCUUACAUGCACAUACAAUUCUAACCUCUCUCUGUCUCUCUCUCCCUUUCCUUGAGCAGCAGAUCACAGACGAGGGCCUCAUUACAAUUUGCAGAGGUUGUCACCGCCUGCAGUCUCUAUGUGUGUCCGGCUGUGCCAAUAUAACAGACGCCAUCUUGCAUGCGCUGGGACAAAACUGCCCUCGCCUCAGGUAAGUUCAGAUGCAUGCACACUUGCACUCCAAACUCAACCAUACACUACUUUCCUUAACCCCAACAGAACCUCAAACUCCAAAAACCCUCUAGUUAGACUACGAAUUAAUCCCAAGACCUUAUCUGUUUUACUGAACAUUAAUUUGAGCCAUUAUCCACCUCACUAUGUGGAGUGAUCCCACCUUGAUGCCAUAAUUUAACCUACCGACAAGAGUAUUCUGGAAUUUUGGAUGAAUGAUUGUAUGCCUUGACUUUGAGGACCCACUCUACUGAGCAGACCUAAGGUGACAUUAUUUCUCAGUUUGUUUGAAGCGGUCAUCCCGUUUUGUAUUUUGUCUUUGUUGAACACAUGAAUACACAAAAAAUCAUAUUAACAGUAUGUACAUAUAAUAAAACCCCAAGAAAAAAAUAUAUUCACAUGAAAAUAAAAAUGUACCUCCUGGUGUAAUCGCUUUUAUUUUGAAAGGCUUCAAACAACUUCUGGUCCUCUCAGUGGAGGUCUGCAGCUGGGCUGUCUUGUUGAAUUUGGGCACUGUUUUGAGGUGGUUGAAAAAAUAUAAGAUAAAGUGGUUUGCAUGAAAGAGUUUUGAAGUCUUUGCAUAACAGUUGUAGGUUCAUUUACUAUCCUGCUUGUUUUAAAGGAAUAAAGAGGACUUUCUGCAUAGAUGUUAUUCCUGUCGAUUCACAUGAAUCCUGAAAGAGACAGACUGAUGGUAUCAUUGCUAAACUCUUUGCUCAUCUCGUUCUCUCUUCAGAAUAUUAGAAGUGGCUCGGUGCUCUCAGCUUACAGACGUUGGCUUCACUACAUUAGCAAGAGUGAGUGUGGCAUCUGGCCUUGUUUGCAUGCAACCAUUCAUGACUUCAAUAUUUGAAAUGUUGUCCUUAAAAGUUCACAUCUCCCCAAACCCACAUUGGAGUGUACAGUUCCUCUCUUAUUGCUGUGUCUUUCUCUGCUGCAGAACUGUCAUGAGCUUGAGAAGAUGGAUUUAGAGGAGUGUGUGCAGGUGAAUAACCAAUCCAAGCUACACAUAUCCUAGCUGUUGUUUUGAGUCUGCAGUUGUGACAGUUUUUGUCUUUUUUUAAAAUUUCAUCAGAUCACAGAUGGAACUCUUAUCCAGCUGUCUAUCCACUGCCCUCGUUUGCAAGUCCUGGUGAGUGUGUGCCUGUCAGCUUCACAUACUUGCUCCAAUAGCUUUUACACGCAACAAAUCACAUCUUAUCAGGCAGACAGUUGAGUGAUGGAGCUUCCUCGUUCCACUGUGUUCAUUUAGAGUCUGUCUCACUGUGAGCUGAUCACCGAUGAUGGUAUCAGACACCUGGGAAGUGGUCCCUGUGCUCACGACCGUCUGGAGGUGAUCGAGCUGGACAACUGCCCCCUGAUCACAGACGCUUCACUGGAGCACCUGAAAAGCUGCCAUAGUCUGGAUCGCAUCGAGCUCUACGACUGCCAGCAGAUCACGCGCGCUGGCAUCAAGAGACUAAGGGUGAGUUGUGUGGGCAAACAACAGUGACUCACAUAUUCAUAUGAAGUGUUGACUCAGUAUAUGCUGGUGCCUUUGUUUGAAAUCAAUGACAUGAUUAAACACAUUUUAGCCUCUGAGAUCGGAGAUAAAACCAGAGAGAAAAUCCACUAUGUUUGUAAGUUAAGGUCUCAAAAAUGCAGUUAGGUGACCAAAGAAUAAGAAAUACUUGAAAGACCAUCUUUGAACCCUCUUUUUCUGAAACAUCAGAUUGUAUUUCAGGAUAGAUGUGUAUGACUUCUUCAAAGACCCACUCUGAUGAAAAUCAUGUUAUUCUUAUUGUCCACAUGUUCAUAUGGCAUUUUUCUGAUGCUACAGGACAUAUCAGGAAAAAACUAAGUGUGAAAUCUCAUUUCUGAGUAUUUCUGCAUUCAAAUCAAUUUGAAUAUCUGGCAGACCCAAACGGCAGAUUUCGAUACAGUGAGAUUUCCUACAUAGCAAAUCCAAGCUCCGCCCCCGGAGCCCCGCCAGACUCAGAAAAAUAGAGAGGACAAUUGCAGAACAAGCAUGUGCGUUACCGGAUUGCAAUACUUGUAAGACAGAUAAUAAUCUUAUUAACCUUCAUCAUGUCCCUAAAGACAUUAGUGUCUCAGAGCUGGAUAGCUCCUAUGUUACCUGUCACUUCUACUACACCGGCAAUGUUCGGCUGCAAGCUAGCAUGAAGAGGAGUGUGCAGAGCAGCGCUGUUGCCGCCUACGACUCAGAGGUGAAUUGCUAAUGAGCUACUGGAGCUCUGCAGAAGAGAAGCCCUUGAAAAUGACACAUGUAACAUGACUUUGGCUAAAAACUUCGGAGUGGGACUUUACAGAUGAUUUUAAUUAGUAAUCUCAAAGAAAAGUCAGUCUUUUCUCAGUUCAUAAAAACAGCAUGGUGUUGGCUCUGCUGCUUAUUGCUCAAUGUUGUCUAACAGUCAUAUUUAUGUAAGAGUUUUGGCCGGUGCUUUUCAGCCUGUAGCUCUCAGUAGUAGUCAUGAGAGCAGUGCUUUAGUCGACAAGGAAGAAGUGUUAAAGAGAGCUAAUGUAAAAGCAAAACACUACAUGAGGUACAGACUAUACAGUCACAUACGCUGGGGCAUGUUCUUUUUACCAAAAAAGGAUUUCUUCCCUAGCAUGUACUUGUCCUGUUUUAUUGAUUAAGGGAGCUGCGGAGGAGAAUGCGUCUCAAGUAGAUGGAUGCAUUCAUAGAUUCAGAGAAGUGUCCAGUGUUCGAGUCAUGUCUCCUUUCGUAAGAGGUGACAAAUCAAAACCAAAGUGUGAAACACAAAGAGUCUGCUCAGUAUUAGAGAGAUCUUGUCUCUUUAUUCACUCUCAAGCCUGCCAACACUUCUAGUCAAGGUCAAUACUAUACAUUUACUCAGUCCCAGCCAGACAGAGUGUGGAAUAAUUUGAUCUGACAGAUGGUUUGAAGGUGUUUUUUUAGCUACUUAAUAUAAGUUUACUAGAUUUCUCAGAUUAAUUAUCACAUUUUCAUCGGCUUUUCUUCUUCUCCAUCCACAGACUCAUCUGCCCAACAUCAAAGUGCACGCAUACUUCGCUCCCAUCACUCCACCCCCCUCCGUUGGAGGCAGCCGUCAGAGGUUUUGUCGCUGCUGUGUCCUGUUAUGAUGUAAAGACAACAACCCCUCCUUUCCUCACUCUGUGUUCCCCGUACACACUCCCCACAGCCCACCACUUGACCCCUGACCUGCUGUUCCCCUCCUGGCCCCUCUGUCAGAAAGUACAUGCUGGUGUCCCCCCACCCUCCUACCCCCUUGGAGCUGCAGAGAGAGGGAGAGAGCCAACUAACGCUACAGGGUCUCUGGUAACUUUCCCCAAAAAACAUUCCCAAAACUCACCACCACACAGUACAGAACAGGCUUUCACACAAGCUGAAAUACAGACACACAUGCACAGAUUAAGAAGAAUGUCUGAACAUUCCUGGUCGCUGUUCAGAGGACAAGCCAGUAUUACAAAGAGGGUUAUGUAAAAACAAAUGUGAUCGUCACUGCUAAAGGAUUUAACUCUUCAUCGAGUCAAGUCCAAAAGAUUGUUUUAAGGAUAACAAAACGGGACUGUGACAUAAAAAAAAACGCUCCAUAUUUGGGAGGAGAUACAUUCAACUUAUUUAGCACUUUGAGAGACAGAUUCAAGUUGUACUGAAGAGGUUAAAACAAUCCCCUCUUCAUUUCUCGCAUUAUUCCCUCAGUGUUGAAGGUCACUUAACAGCUACCUCCAGAUAAGAACUACACUCAAGUUAAGCUUUGAUUUGCAGGCUGUUCAUUUCAAAAAAGGGGAAGCAGUGCAGCGAGUUAACUGCCAACACCCCAAACACACACAGAAAGCAACAGGACGCAUAUUUUGUGAUUCAUUUUUUUUUGUUUUGUUUUGUUUUGUUUUCAAAAAGCAUACUUGCAUCUUUUUGCACCUCCAGUAAAAACAAUGACAAGACACUUUACGAAGAAGGCUGGCAGACUUCCUCUCAUGUGCACACUGAGCUUGCUCCACCUGUACCCCCACCUCUCUCUCUGUCUCUCUGUUACAAUCAGAAGCUUCAACAUUCUGAAGAGAAAAAAAAAAAAAGACAAAGUUCAAUAUUUUUCUAAAAAUGGACACCGAUUACUUACAAGUGGGGGACGAGAAGAUGCCAAAUGUUGCAUGUAACAACUCUAGUUUUUUAAAGUCUAACUGUACAGAUACAUGAAGACUGCAAUUUUAGAGAGACAAAGUCGGCUUAGCGAGAGAAGACAGUAUGAGAUCACUGCUGAUGGAUCUCUCUGGGGGAACUACAGAAGACCACCUCGGCUGGUUAGAGUACAGAUCUGUAUUCAAGUAUGUACAAGAGCUUUGGACAGACAGACUGAGCUGGCUCUUCAUCUGGAGUUUGACAGAGGAACUGAUGCCGGCCUGUCAGAAAGGUUAUAAAAAACAAAAACCUGAUUUGACAAAAGAAAAAAAGGUCUGACAUCCCAUCGUGAAAUUUUACAGUCAGACUGGGACAACAGGUGGAAGAAUCCAACUAAAAACAAUCAAAGUGAUUCUUAUUUUUAGUUGGCUUGAUUUCGUUAAGUUGGUUGUCGCUCGGUGAUGGUUCUGACGAUGAGGACCUGUCUGACGUGGGAUAGGCAUUAGCGACUCCUCGAUUCCCAUGAGGCCUUGCAAGGGACAGAGUGACAGAGUGUUACACCCUGCUACAUGUGACUUCCUCCAAGUCCUGCUGCUGGAGGUAAAGACUGGAUCAGACUUGUGAAGUCACCGCAAGAGGAAGUCAACUGAAUUUUGAGCACAUGACUCUGGCCUGCUGACAGAAAGGAUGGAAUGAUUUUUGGAGGGCUGCCAUGGACUUCGGCCCCCUGCCCCAUGAAGUAUUGAAGCCUUUUCUUAUGGAUUAUCUUCUCCUGCACUUGCACCUGCUUUACUCUGUGUUUGUCUUUCUUUGGCUUUUCAUUUUUUAAAUGUCUUUUUCUGCUUCUCUGUCUGAUCUCCUCUGGAUCUCCACUGUUUCUCUUCUUUUGCAGUUCUGUUUUGGUGUGGUUUGGAUUGCACCUGCUUUGUGUUUGAAGUCAUGAGUUCAGUGUCUCCAAGUUAAGUUUGAGUCCUUUUUCCAGUCCUCAGUUUUGAUCUGAUGGUGUUUGUGUUUUUAUCAAGAGUUUAUUGUUACUAAAUGUCUGGAGUGUAGCCUUUGUCUAGGGGAAGUGUUGGCGCCAGUGCAAUUGUAAUAAACAUUGAAUUUGAGUUGGAUUUUUUUUAAAUGUGAGCUGAGGAGGAGUUCACGAUAAAGACGAUGACGAUGAACUGUAUGUAUGAUGUACAGUAGGCUCUACAUAUUGAAUGUUUCCAUCAAGGAGAAGUCUUCGAGGUGGCUGUUCAGGCAUUGUGUGCUACUCAAGCUGAAUCCGAUUUUUCUCCCAAAGCGUGCUUUCCUCAUCUUAAUUUUAAUGCCUUGCUUUUUGAAAUACUGCCCUCCCAUAAUGCACCCUGCCCAAAUACACGGCCAAAACCCAGAGUGGAAUGUUGAUCACUUUCAAAUGUCCCAAUUCUGGUUUAAGAUGCCAACAGGCAAAAGACUCUAUGAUGACUCUGUUCAGUUUGUCAUUUGACAGCUACGGUAGGCCAGAUAAUACAAGCUGAGAGAAUCCAGUGUAAUCCAGUCUGAUCUGUUUUGUUUGAAUGGGGGUUUACAGGGAUUAGGGAACAACUAAGAGUCAAAAUGGCGGAGGUAUCUAAUGUGCUCUGUCACUGUGCUCUAGGGUUAACACUGUUAACUGGGGGGAAAAAGGAAAAGUCUUCUGAUCUAUAAAAGAAAUCUGGUUUCAAUGCCUUUUACUCCUCUUCAUUCAAUUCAGGUGUUCCAGGCUGAGUCAGCAGCGUGGCUUAACAUGUGCUUUCCUUGAGAACCCUUUGAAUGGAUUACAGUGACCAAGACUCAUCCUACCCCUGAUUGUUAUAUAUGUACAAAAGAAAUGACCUGUCAUUAGUCUUUUCAUGGUGCAACAUACACUACAGCAGAUUGAUUUUUUCACCACGGCAUUAAACAUCUCUGUGUCCUCCGUCACUUUCUCACACAAGUUCACACAGAGUCCAGUAAAUACGCUCCCAGUCAGUUUGUUUCGUUCAUGUCGCUUCCAAAACACUGGAGUCCGGCUAAGGAUCAGGACAGAGGGUAAAAGGUAAAUCUACAGUGAGAGUCCAUGGUAGGAUCAAAGCCUGAGAAAUUUCAAAACGAUUUUGACAAUGACUGUAGUUAAUAUAAUUACUGUAAAUCUUUUCCUUUUUUUUUUUUUUUUUUUUUUUUUUUUUUUACAAUUAACCAAUAUAAAUAAAUAUGUACGUAUGAAUAAAUAUAUACCUAUAUUAUUAAGUCUUGUCUGGGUGUCUCUGGUGUUGCACUAGUGAUUUCAUGUUAUUUCAACUUGGCAUUAGCUUUGUUUGGGCAGUAGAUGGCAGCAGAGGGCUAGCUGUUUUAAAUCUACAUCACUGCUGCUGUGAUUUCACCUGAGUUUUCAAGUGACUCCAGCAGAUUUGCUUUGAGCAGAGUCAGAAAGGAAUAACCUUCAGCUCCUAGACUGAAAGAAAAAAAAAGCUUUAAUAAAAGGAAAUAAGAAAGUUUAUUUAUAUUUUUUAAGACACAACAUUUGACUUUUAUGUUAUAAGUAUCUGACUAUGACUGCUUGCUUGAAUGUAAGGCAGCCACCUGCAAUUUAUGAUUCAUAUUUUCAUUGUAAUGUCAUGAUCAUGUCUUUGGUGUUAACAGUUUUUAACCAAAGGCUAUCACUGGGCAUACUUGAUAGUGAAACACCUAAAUUAAGCCUUUGGAAAUGAAAGAGUACAUAUGAUGGUCAAUAAUGUCAUAAUUGCUGUAGACUACUGUAAUUUCUAUAGAUGGCUUUUUUUUCUUUUGCUAAAUACCGGUAUAUUUAUUUAAAUGUGAAUGUUAAUUAAGAUAUUGUUCUCCUUCUAGUAAGGAUAAACCUGUCAUUUAGAUCCUAUUUUUCUGAAGAUA
Molecule: messenger RNA, 15300 nt
Organism: Xyrichtys novacula (pearly razorfish)
Lineage: Eukaryota; Metazoa; Chordata; Actinopteri; Labriformes; Labridae
Source: the annotation of a GenBank genome assembly